Messenger RNA from Hermetia illucens (black soldier fly), 7097 nucleotides. RefSeq names its product zinc finger protein jing (gene jing). Lineage: Eukaryota; Metazoa; Arthropoda; Insecta; Diptera; Stratiomyidae. Gene Ontology annotation, cellular component: ESC/E(Z) complex. The record is from RefSeq and is a predicted model, not a curated record. The transcript has 5 exons. Bases 1072 to 4899 code for a protein of 1275 amino acids. Gene Ontology annotation, biological process: regulation of transcription by RNA polymerase II.
CGCCGUCACUUUGGAAGUGGACUUGAAUGAGGACAGACGAUUUGUGCGGGUGGACUCGUCGCUGCGGUAAACAAAAAUGCUCAGAACGGAAUGAAUGGAUGAGUGCAGUGCGACGCAAAGUGCCUGGACUUUCGUUUUCCACCAUUGCCUGGCCGUCCCAAUUGGACCAGAGUUUCGCGCGGACCGCCUGCAUUCGGACCCGCCGCAAGUUUGGCGGACGAAAACGUGAUUUUGUUUAGACCGUGAGCUGGCCAGCCCGCGCCAGUGAGCAUCGUGUUCCCGGAAUCCGACUAAAGGUGCGUCCAGAGUCGGCGACGGGGCGAGGAAAAAACAAUCAAAACAGAGCCGCGGAAGAGUUCAUUAGCCACGGGAGCCGCGCGCCGCCCGCCCCGCAAGUGCAUUCGCGUCGCGGAGAACGGCUGCCACCGUCUCCAUCGCUACAGCCGCCGACGGCCGUCGCUCUUAAUUGUUUUAUGUACUUUUUUGUUGGCGCUGCCCGUCGCGCCGCCCGCCCCGGGCCUACUCACACGUGCGCACAGCUUUGUUUAUACAACGAGCGCGGCGGUUCUUAUUGGAAUACAUAAUCGUAGUGUGCUUACAUACUGGAAGCUGGAAAGCGUGUAAUGGGAAUGGCAAUGUGCGGCUGUGACAGCCGUCGUGGUGGCUGUCGUCAGUGUUCGUGCCCUUCCGCAGCCGUCGCAACGUGUGUGCAGUGAUCCGCGCGCCCGGGAUUCUCGGUCCUCCGUCGAAGUCAGUGCAGAGACGAAAGUGUGGCGAGUGUGGCGUAAACAAACAGAAUUUGGGCCGCUCCUGCUCGUGUGAGCUUUUCCUGCUUCCUUGCGACGACUGUGCGCUACGUGCGGUUUCGUGGCUUGGUCCGUGCGAGCCGUCGUGGACGGUCGUGAGCAGUGAGCGCCGCGCGAGCCGCGCCGCCGCCGUCCGUGAUCAAAUGCUUGUGUUUCCCCCCUUGCAGCGCAGCCGAGGACGAGGAAAACGGACAACGACGACCGCGACGACUAGCCGAACCCGCGCGACAGCCGCCGAUUGCUCGGCCCGAGUGGCAACGACAAGAUGGCAGACGGUUUGUGUUCGGAAUCGGAUCGAAAACAAUUUGUCGCGACUUUAAUCAAUGAAAAUGUCCUAAGUGGAAGUGAAAAAUCGGGAAAAUGUGUGAAUUCGUUGCUGCAGAGUCGAGUGCAAAGUGCGUCGGGCGAAUCGGAUCGUGCUGAGACUGUGAAAACGCGCGUGAGUCGAGAACAGCAAAACAUGACGGCUACGGGCCAGCAGCAGCAACAAUCCAAGAAACUUUUGGACGCGAAAUCGUUGAAGAACAAAAGUGCAUUGACGAUGUCGAGCGUAGGGUCCCAGGGGAUGACAGAGCCCCAGGGCGGAGCGGGCACGGCCGCGUCGAGUGCUGGGCCCGCGGCCGCGGCCGUGACGGCUGCUGCUGGCGGUAGUGAAGGUGUCGGAGUCGCGGUCGCGGGCAAACCGAACAAUGCACCUCGCGCUCUUGAAAGUGAGAAGAUUGUUCCGCAGAAAGUGAAGAGCGUUGCGCUGCAAACAACAAUUGGUGCGGGUGCAGCCAACGGGCCGAAACUGCAACAGAAGAAGGAUUCGAAAAGUGCAUCCGCCGCCAAUGUGGAUAUGGCAGUGGCGAACUGUGCCUCGGAGCCUGGACAGCAGAAACAGCAACAGCAGCAGGGCCAGGACACGGAUGACGGCCCCAGCGCCAAGAAGAAAAGAUGCUCGGAUCGAUAUGACUCCUCGGAGUCGUCUGACAGUGGAGUUGCUACGUUAAGUUGCACUGACUCGAGCACAGCGUCAAGUGAUGCUUCGGAUCCCGGUUCUCCGUAUAGCCCGGUCUCAUUAGGAGAAGAUGCCAAUCAAUCAUCAACGAAAGCAAAUAUGCCACCGCAAAUCUUAUCUAUCACUCAACAAAACCAUCGUGUUCAUCAUUCUCAUCAGCCCCAUCAUCAGAUGACGGCGACGCCUCAUCAAACCACGACCCAUCGCCAACAGCCCCAAAUGCAACAUCAGACAACCACGACAGUUCAACAUCAGUGGCCUUGGAACGUCUCCUCGAAUUGUAGUACGAUAAGCAACCAUAAUAAUAAUAGCAGCACCAAUAAUAACAAUAUUAUUGCCAAUGCAAGCAACAAAUGCAGCAACAAUAGUAGUGUAAAUAGUGUUUUAAGUGGCAACAGUAACGCCAAUGCAAAAAGUAAGCGGAUUUCGACGGUAAAUCCCAGUGAUAUCAACGGCACUGCCAAAAAGGUCCGGACGUCUGCCGCAUCAGCGGAUCGGAUACAGCCUCAGUCCGGAUUAACUGCCGCAGCUUCGAAAAGACUGAAAGCUCAACAAGAGGAUUCACCAUCUCAAACAAAAAUAACAGGCUAUUUUAAGUCGCAGAUGAAACCUCUUAAGACGCCCCUGAAAUCAGACUUAGGUACAUUGGUAGCGAGAGUCGCGACCAUAGACGCACAAGCAGUUGUAACUGCCGGAAAUCAAGGCGCUUUGGACAAAUAUUUAAAUGCCCCUGCAAACAAAACUUUAUCGCCGACACCUCAAGUUGGCUUAAAAGACGAAAAGGAUCAUCCAAUUAGCCAACGCAAAUCAGUUGCCAUCAAGAAAGACUUCAUAGAUCUGCCACCGUUAACACAAACAAUGCCACCUUCCCUGAAAAAGCUCGAACGGAAACCUGCCAAGGUUGCACAAGUAGCACCGAUUUCUCGCAAAACUGUCAUAGCGCAGCAGCUCAAAUCACCAAAGAAACAUAUUGCAAUAGCCCCACGAACCACGGAAAUGAAUCAAUCUCAGUCCCAAAAACCACCGACAACCAAUGCCUUCCAAAUCGACCAAACAAAGAUUUCACAGCCGACGGUCUUGCUGACUGCAAUUCGGAUACCACCGCAGACUCCAACGCAAACUCAGCAACAACUUAACACAUCGGGAGCGGUGUCUCAACAAGUGUCAACAAAAGCUCCUCCCCUAACUCCCACGAAGAUGGGCUCAAUGCUUCAGAUUCCCGUUGUGCCAAACCUUGUUCAAAUUCCAAACCUCCUCACAACCACUAAUGGGGCAAACUUAGUAGUCAACAACGGACAACUUGCUAGAAUGGGGAAUGGUGGUCAAUAUUUCCUAAAUGGAACAGUGCUAAAACUUCAACAAAUCCCUAACGGCCACUCAACGAACUUGAGUACCACCAACGGUGUUUUGACAAUGGAUUCGUCCGCGCUGCAAGGAAAUAUUUUGCUUAAAUCACCCGCUGCGAUCUCUCAAACAAUUCCUACGGUCACCUCUUCAAGUCCACAAAAGACCUCAACAUUGGCUAUCCCGCAGCCGAUCGUGACGCAACCUUCGGUGAAUGGUAAUGGAUGUCAUCAGGCAUUCAUUACAACAACGAACCAGAGGAUACCAACUCAAUCUGUUCUAAUGGCCACCUCUUCUGGAUGGUACGUGCUAAAUCAACCAACCGCCGAUCCGAUUUCAAACAACAUUCCGCACCAACCUACAAUAACUACUGCGAUGGUGUGUAAAUCGACAAGGGCAGCAGUUACCUCAUUAACAAACACAAUUUGUCCUCCUGUGCCCCCACUGGUGACUUUGGCCAGCAAACUUGAAACAACGCCGACGCCAGGACCCAAAAUUUUAACUUCGGCUACACCUACAACCACACCUCCUUCUGCCGACCUGAAAAGCAAAACACCGAGCCACAUAGAUGUCAUUGAACCGGAUAAACCUCUGACAGUAGAAUGUCCUCCACUCGAUCCUCCUCUGGAUGACUGUGGCCCCACCGUGAUUCUAAACCACGCAAAACUUGAAUCACCGAAAAUCGUGCCGAGUUUAACAAAAUCCCUGUCAUCGCCUGCAAUCAUUGCUGCUGAUAAAAUUGGGGAUGUGGACAUCCCCACUCCAUCGACAACCCCAAAAUGUGCUAUAAGCCCAAUUCUUUCACAGCCAAAGACAAUACGCUUCCCGGUUCCUUCCGGUUGUGAGGCAGGGUACCGUUUUGGUCCGAAAGGCAUAAGACGUCCUGAUGGAGUUUGCUAUUGGGAUAAGUGUAGUGAAAAAUACGAUACAAACUCAAAACUACUUGACCACCUCCAAACUCAACACGUAAACACACAGUCGGGACCGUUUUCAUGCCUGUGGUCUGGAUGUAAGGUGCGGGGACGAGAAUCAUGCUCGAGACGUUGGCUGGAAAGGCAUGUGCUGUCGCAUGGUGGCACAAAACCAUUCAAAUGUAUAGUAGAUGGAUGUGGGCUUCGACUUGGUUCGCAACUUGCACUGCAAAAACAUGUCAAUGGACACUUUAAUGCCACCGAAAAUAAAGACAAUCCAAGCAAGAGAGCAUCAGAUCCGCCUGUUCCUAAACAGUUGAGGAAGAAUGGUAAAAAGUUGAGGUAUAGGCGUCAGCCCUUUUCAGCUCGAAUGUUCGACUUCUUUGAUACGGGUAUCAUGGAGGGUCUUCAGCAUCGCUUACUAGUGACGGGUUCCUUGGCCACUGGUUCAAAAGGUUCAAUAACAUUCCAAGGACGAACGAUGGCGCGCAGAACGAACUCUUCAGGAAUAACUGAGCUUUACGUUAAAUGGAGUCCGAGUGAAAUUAUGCCAGACGAAUGGGUUCCCGAAUCAAAAGGAGCCUUAAGCAAAACAAUCACAAUACAGUCGAUGCAGUACCAGGAACGCUUGGCUCUCCAAAAAUAUCUGCACAUCACAAGUCACAAGAGUGAUACAAGCAUAAAGACGGUUUCGCGAAUAUUCCCAAGCGCAGCGUCAAAUUUAUCGUCAUUAUUAGGUAGCAGUGAGGGCAACAACGUGACAACAACAACAACAGCGUCGUGCGGAAGAAAACAAUCACGUAAACCGCCUAAGAGGAAUCAACUUCAGCCAUCGUGACAUUAAGCGAACUAUUGUUAGUAUUUUUUAGAUUUUUUAUCAUAACUUAAACGUAAAACAUUUUUAUUAUAAUUCGAAUAGGGAGAAAUUAUUAAAGUAAGAGAAAAAGCGACUAAAAUAGUUGUAAAGUAAAAAAACUGAACAAAUCUUCGAAAUCGUGUUGAAGUUUGAACGCAAUGUAUCCAAUAUUGCAAGAGUUCAGUUGAUUACUUCUUUACUUAGUCUUCAUUUGAUUCUGAAUAUUUUCUGUGCGUCGUAUGCAUUGUGAAUAGUAAAUUUUAUUUAAAUAUUAAUUGUACGUAAACGAAUUCUUUCGUUUUAUAAUGGAAAACGACAAAAAUAAACUAAACAGAAGACAAAACUCUUGGUCGUAUAGUUUUUUCUCUUCCAGGAGAUUUAAAUUUAUUAUUGUAGGAAAAUAUAAAAAAAUAUUGCCAUCUUUGUAAAAAUUGCAAACAAGAGAAAAGAAAGGAAAAAUCCCACUGAAUCGGGAAAAUAUCGUAGGCGAAUAAAUGUUAGUUUAAUAUGAGAAUAAUUUUAGAAAUAAAAUAACAAAAAAGAAUCAGAAAAAAAAAAUAUUUUUGGAAAUGAAUAAGAGAAAAAGUUAACGGAUCGGAAAUUCUGCACCAAAAAUGCAAUAUGAAUUGUGUAAUUCUUAAUUUUACUCUCUGAAAAGCGAAUGACUGCUUUGAUAUAUCUCCUGAGAUUAGCGUCACGAAGUCAAGUUUGCUUUUUCUUUUCUGCUUUUCCAUACUUCCACAAGUUCUUUCUUGGUUAGCUAAUGUCCUGUAUGCUUUUGGAAAUGAUGCAUUUAAGCCAUGCAUAAAUUAUAUUAUGUAUAAGUCAUAAUUGUAAAAACAUUGAACGAAAAAUUGGAAAAGACUAGCAACGUUACUACGCUACUGCAUUCUAUCUUGGGCUUCUUCGAUUUAGGUAAAUGUAAUAGGUCAUUUUCGGAUUUUAAGAAAUAUAUGAAACUUAAGUGAGAAAAUAUUAAGUAGCUUGAGAUAAAGUUAGUUAUGGAAAUUUGGAAAGAUUAAUUCUUUAUUUGGAAUAAGUAUUUGAUUCAAUCACAUGUGUUCAAAGUGUGCUAAUCAGAAAUGAAAACUGAGUGGUAGGAGAUUUUGUUUGGAGCGGGAAAAGUCGAAGGUUUGUUGAGGAACUCAAACUACUUAAUGCUAAUUUACGUGUUGGAACAGCUAAACAGAAAUAACUUUCAAUUACGGCGAAGACUCCUUCAAUUGUAUGAUUUCUUCGUGGUUAAUACUGCCAACUAACCAUUUGAUUAUAUUGACGUCUACCUUGAAUUUCUGUUGUCAAAGGAUAUCAGGUUCAAUAUAUCUGAUGACCAUAUGGAUAUCUGAUGACCAUUAAAUGUUCGAAAACUCAACAAACUUUCUCUUUAAAUGGAAAUCUGUCUACUGCAAAUAUACAUAAAUUUAAUAUUAUUAAAACGUACUCUUUCUGUCACUGCCAAAAAAUAGUUGAAGGUGCUUUUUAUUUUAUUACGACUUAUCUUCAUUUGUUUGAUUUUGUACGACCCGCAAAACAAACAAUGUUUGCACUAAUUAUGAAAGUUCUUGAAUGAUUGAGUUUUAAUUUAAGCGAAACUGAAGUGAUCUCCAAAAAUGUCGAUUCAUAUUUGCUACAAAGGAAAGAUCGGUGUCAAGAAUAACUGACCAUACGAUAUGCUCAACAAUUAUACAAAAAAAUGGAAACGUCGAAGAACCGAAAAAUACAACUUUCCAUCAAAUAUAAAAAUUAUGAAUGUAGCGAAAUUUUUUAGAGCGUAAGAAAUACGAGACGGAUUUUUCUUCUUUCUAAAAUAAAAACUAAAGAGAAAGCAACAAGUUUUUGGAUAGAAACGAAUUUAGUACAAAUAUAUGCUUGGAAUAAAUGUAAACAAAAUGUACAAACAUUUAAUUGGAUUUAAAAACGUUCGAGUAGUAGUUGGUUUCUUUUUCUCAAAAAUAUAUAUAUUUAAUAAACGGGCCAUUUUCUAUUGACAGUUUAUACCAAUUAGGUCUAAUGUAAAAUUUCAGAAAGAAGUCUAAUGUAUAUGGGCAUGUAUUUUUCAUGCCAAAGUAUCGAAUGGGUCAAAAGGAGGAAAUAACUGUUCCCGAAUUAAUAAUAAAUUCAAGAUUGAGACAAGUAAUUUAUUUGCAAUAAAUACAAUGUGAAUAAACAAAUUGAUUUUG